UUUUGGACAAGCGAUGGUGUACAAACACCUUUAGGUGAACAUAAAUGCAGAUCUUCAUUUAUUCAACAACUUCGACAUAGCGCAUUCAUCUUGGGAUAUAAACAGGUUCCAAAAUUCACCAUACAAAUGUGAUGGCCGGUCGUGAAAAGAAAAUCGCAGUUGGUAGAAAGCAAUCGACCUCAUCGCCUGUACCAUCGAAAGAGUCUACUCCUGAAGCUUCAAAACUGACUGUUGUAAAGACUGAAUCAAAUCAAAGCGAAGAUGUUUCCACAAAGCCUACAAAAGCGGCGGCGACCAAAUCCGGCAUUAAAUCUGUAUCUGUUAAAAACGCCAGUGCUUUGUCAAAGAAAAUUACUAAGACUGUUGGUAGAAAAGCAAUUGGUAAAGCUCUAACCUUAAAUAUUAAAGCUAGGGAAAAGAAAAAUGUUAAAAUAAAACAACAGAUCGCUAAAACCUUACUCAAUAAUGCGAAGAAUAACCUGGAAGGUAAGAAAGCGGCCCUGUUGCAAAACGGAGUGAAACCAAAACGGGUCCGACGGAAAAAAAUUGAAAUAGAAAUGGAAAGGAGGAGGCUGGAAGAGGCGAGACUUGCGAACCUAGAAAACGUAGUUAGUGAUCCUAGUGUAGAAAAAAAAAUUGUAAAAAAACGAAUUAAAAAAGUGCCUGCUGGUGAUAACACAAAGAAAGCUAAAGUAGAAACUACUAAUGAUUACUCUAGUGUAGAUGAAACAAUUAAUUCUAUAUUAAGUCAAAUUGUGGCGGAGGAGGAUGCAAAAAUAGCCAAAAAACAGAAACUAAAAAAGCCUAAAAUGGAUACAGCCGAAGAGUCUAUCGAAGAUGUGGUUAAAGAUCUAACAUAUUUACUUAAAGCUGAUGAAAUAAAACAGGAGGAGGAUUUAAAAACUGAAACGGUCAGGGCGAAGAGGCCGUCCACUAGGAAACCAAAAUCGGACGUAGCAAAGAAAAGAGUUGUAAAAAAAGAGAGCCAAGCAAAUCAGCUGGAUGAAAUCACUUUGGAUGCAUCCGCUAAACAUCUCAUCGACAUGUUAGAUCUUAGUGUAGAUAAGGCUAAUCAAUUAUUGUUGCCUACCUCCCCCAGGCGACACAGUAUAGAGAAAUGUUCUGUAGAUAUUAAGAAUACCGUAGACGGUGUAGGUAAUUUAAGGGCGCCCACGCCUAGAUCGAAGCGUACAUUAAAAGUUAGGCAAAGUGUGGAUGCCAAAUUAACAAAUGCACGUUCUGAUAUUGUGCCCGUUCUUCGCAAUGGCAAAAAUCGCAAAAAUUCGCUUUCGAACAGCACUGAAUCUAGAAAAAGGAAGCGCUUAGGCUCCGAUCUUAGUGGAUCGGAAAAGUCGGUGUCUAAGCUAUCCGGUUAUGAAUCAGAUAGUAGUUUUAAUGACGUAGCUUCCGGUGAUAAAAUGGACCAAAAAGAUGAACAGUUUAAAUUAGAUUCUGCGGAUAAUUCACAACGAAAUUCCGGACCAAAAACUGAAGUGGACUCUUCAUUAAAUGGAUAUGAAGAAGACAAUAUUAAGAAAGAGGACGUUACAGAUAGUAACUCGAAUGUAUGUUCGGAUAUGAAAACGGAAGUUCCUGAAGAAUCGUUGUAUAUAUUAAACAAUGAGGAAAUACGCCAUUACAAUGGAGGUGUUAGCUCAAAAGUGCCUGAAAAGUCAAUUAUUUUAAAUAAAAUGAAACAAACAUUCAAUGAUGUGAUAAGUGAAGAUCAAGAUAAACAAACUGUAAAUGUGCCCAAUAAACCACCCGACAGUGCAAGUGUGCAAGUUACAACCUCCACAUUUUACGGACACCUAACUAAUAAAAGUGAUAUAAUUUGUGAUAAUACCGAAAAAACCGAAGACCAAACACUAGAAGACGAAAAUAUAAAAAGCGACGACGACAAUACCGUGGAACAAAUAGCGGCCGAUUGCGCAAGUAUCAUCGCCAGUUUGGAGGAGGAGGAGGAGGACUGUAUCGACGCAUCCCAAAAGGUGGACGUCGGCGCCCCAUUGAACAAGGAUGAAAAUGUCGAAAAUCUGACGCUGAAGGGCGACAUUCUGCAGGCGUUAGGUUUACAAAGUUUGAAGGAGGCGGAGGAGGCGAAAAAGGAAAAGCCGAGUAAAAGUGACUAUACUGGGACGCUGAAAACUGUGAUUAAACUCAAUCGUGGCGAGAAGAAGAAGGGGCGCGGUAGCUUCAAACUUACCCUCCAAAAACAUAAAGGGAAGGCGAAAGAAAAUGAGCCCAACGGAACUGGCGCCGAUGAUGAACAGAAAAACAAAGAGAUUACGGGAAGUAGUUGGCGAUCAUAUGGCGUGCAGUCAUCUGACACCGCGGGUGCGCUUCGCAAGUCUCACUAUUCUAACAGAUCUAACAUGGAUGGUAGCAGCGAGCAUACGUCCGAUGGAGAUGGGGCAAACAUCGACGGUGAAGAUGUGGGAAAAAUUCUCGUUAUUCCGGAGAAAGCUAGUUCGUUUAGCAUUCAUCCGGAUAGGCUGUGCAAGGAUGAAUGUUCGUACUGUUUUGGAAAGUUCGGUUUAUUCGACACUCCUUGUCAUAUUGCGCAGAUGAAAAGCAUCGAAAGGCAAGAUAAGAUAUUACAAACUGAAAAGCAUUUAAUGCGAGAUUCGUGUUUAUGUGAUGCGUGCUAUCGUCAUGUCGACCGUAAGUCGAACACCCCCUCGUAUUUAAACAAAGGAAGUAAACGAAAUAGUAUUGUUGCCCCCGGUCCGCGCCAAAAUCACUGCCAUGUUCUGGGAUGCGGUAUCGUUGCAACAAAUAUAUUGCGACGCAAGUGGCUUAUCAAAAUGCGGAAAAGCGUCCGAGAAGUGAUCAACAUUGACUUAGAAAAUCCAGGGCUUCAUUCGAUACCGAUUUGUUCCGAACAUUAUCUCGCAGUCGAACAUCUGAUGGUCUGUGCGAUGUGCAAGAGAAAACUGGCCCGAAAUCAUGUACAUUACUUGGGCUCCGAGCUGACCGAAUUAAGCGCCGCUCUUUGCGAGGAAGGCAUACCUGUAAAAUUAAUUGAUAGGCCUGUAGUUUGUAAAUUGUGUAGAUACUUUGCGUCUUUAGUUAUGAAGCCAAUUGAGGAACGUUCAGAAAAUACGAUAGAGUUCUUUACGGAGUAUAAAAAGAGAUUGUUGAAUGUUUAUGACGUCGAAAAGGGCGAAGAAGUUAUCGAAGAACAAGAGGCUGAUCGAGUUAAAGAUAAAGUUGAAAAGGAGCCGGCAAAAAGAAAAAAACGCUUACCAAAAACUUUAUUAAAUGGAGAACCAUCUCGAUUAGAGCAGGACAUCCAUACAGAAACAAAUACCAAAACAUCCGCAGACAGUAAAUCUUCGCGUUCAGAGUCCCCUUCUGAUUAUAUGGUUGACUAUCAUACUCUAAUCCCCAGUAUAGCGAUGGAUUGCGGGAGUGACGUUGAAAAUUCGAAACGCGAAACAACUAUCUCUCCCACAACCAAAUACACCUUAAAAACUGAUUCAAAUGUUAAUGAAAGAACGCACCCAUCUCCAAUCAAAGCUAAAAGUAACAGUCAUGGUAAAAAUACUGCAGUCGAACGACUAGGCUGUAAUCCUUGCAUAUCUGUGCGCCAGUUAUUCCCAGGUGAAGAAGAGCUAGGUCUGCAAGGUUACAUCGAGUUCGGUAACGUUAAAGAAAAGACGCCGGAGGGUUGGGAGAAAUGUUGCUCUAUCAUUCAGUACGAUAAUGACACAAAGUUACUGUGGCAAGAGUUACAAAAACCUUACGGCAAUCAAAGCAGUUUUUUAAGACACUUGGUACUGUUAGAAAAAUAUUUUCGCAGUGGGGAUUUAGUACUCUCGCCCACAGCGAGUCAUCACUCUAUUAAUUAUAGCGAGUCAGUUCAAAAUCGUCUACGCGCAUACGAUAACGUACCUCAUAAUAUUAGUUACGUGCAAACCGUAAAAAAAAGUAAUCCUAAUAUCAUAUCACCCAAGCAAUUGUCGCUAAUUAACGCUGCCAAUAUUCCUAAAAAUACACCCAUUACAAUAUCACAACUUACCAAUAUCGCACCCACAAAAACACGCAUUCCUCCUGGCUUAAUUUCGUUACAUCCUGGCACAACGCGCCCGGUUGCGCCGUCUCUGAUGAAGGUUCCCCAAUCUCAAAAAAUUAAAAUACCAAUAACUAAGAAUUGGCGACCGAACUUGAUUCCCAUCGACCCGAGUAAGUCAUCGGACGUUGAUAAGAAACCGGGCUUCGUCAAAGUAAUGUCAGGUGGCAAGCCCUACCACAUUACGAUGGACGACUACAAUCGCAUGUGCGCCAUUAAGAAAAGUUACGAUUUAAAACAGAAGCGAUUAGCGCAUAAUGCGAGCCCCCACUUUCGUCCCAUUCUGCCACGUAAGAGUAUACCCAGUACAAAAGCUACAAGUCCAAGUAAAAAUGAUUUGGAGACGCCGGAGAUGGAGAAUAAUUUAGACAAAUUAGAUAAAACUGUGGAGAAUCUUGAGAGUAAACUCGCCGAGUCUUCGAGCAUGCUACUGCCGAAAAUACCGAAAUCGCUAACCGUUAUUCCACAAACAGUUAGCAAUAAAUUAUGGAAUCCCAAACCAAAGUCUAGCACUAACUCAUGAUUGUUUCAAAAUGCAUUUAAGUGCCUCAUUAAGUGUUAAUAUUUAUUGCUAGAGGUUUACAAAUUCUAGUGACAUUUUGUUUGUUGUUACAAUUAAUAUAUAUUUUUCUGGGAAAAAUAAAUUAGACUUACCUGUUAUUUACACAGUUAGAAGCAAAAUAUUUUUUUAUUGUUAGAGAAUGUAAAUAUGUAUUCUGUACCUACAUAAAUCACACUAGUUAUAAUAUUUGUAUAUUGUAAAUUGGCAACUUUAUAGUUUAUCUGCCGUUGAAAUUUGCUCACGUGAAAUUAUAUUUUUGCGGAAAAUUUACUUAGCAAUAAUUCCAAAACUCUCCUUUUUGUUCUAAUUGAUAUAUAGUUGGUACAAAAUAGUUGAUAUUACACUUUUCAUUAUAGAAAAUGAUAACUUUAGUAAUUAUUGGUGCUAAAGGGUUUCCUGCCACUUUCUUCUCCUCGUAAAUUGUUCUUAGUGAUUAUGGUGAAAAGGUUUGCGCAACCUAGUCUUGAAAUUACGAUUUGUAGGGAGCCUAUUCCGAUUUCACUGAGUUUCAAAACGAUGACCGUUGGGGUUGCUAAUAUCUUCUCGUAAUCGCAAUUUAUUUAUUAAACUCUAUUACACAACCAUUUUUUUUUGUAUAUCACAUUUUUAUUUAUUGUAAAGUAGCUUUAGUAUUAUUUAUAAUAGUUGUAGAUUCUGCUUAUUUUGUAACUGUUCGAUGAAGAAUAGAGGACAUUGUUGAGAGAAAUUUAGAUGUAUUGACGAUCGUUCGAAACUUACACUUUACGAUUUGUUCUUUGAAAGGGAGUGAUUUAUUAUAUUGAUCAACUGAAGGGAAACAAUUUGAUCAGAAAGAUUUGAUCUUUACAAGGCUGAAAUGUUUUAAGAAUGAACCGUUUAUGUUACUAUUAACUCACUUUUUCCUUAAAUUGUUAAGAGUUGACUUUUUUUUAGUACCAUGUAUGUAAUUAUUUUAAUAAUGUAUAUAUCUGGGCGUUCUUUUAAAUAAAUAUUUAAAUCUUAAA
Molecule: messenger RNA, 5620 nt
Organism: Photinus pyralis (common eastern firefly)
Lineage: Eukaryota; Metazoa; Arthropoda; Insecta; Coleoptera; Lampyridae
Gene: east
Exons: 7
Coding region: 132-4598 (1488 amino acids)
Source: RefSeq, a predicted model, not a curated record